CCAAAUCCCAGAAUUGACUUGCUUCGCCGCUCUACAAGGCCACUCCCAAGCCACGCCUACCGGUUAGAGAGGGCAGGAGGGAGGGAAAAUUCAACUACUAGCUAGCUAGUUGACUCGAAUAAAAACUGAAUAGACGCCGUUUUAUCGUGAGUCUCCGUGACGAGUUAGCUAGUUGAUAAAUUAAUUCAAAUGCUAGCAUUUUUUCCAUCGAAAUGGUGCUACAUUGCUUUGUACCGGGAUGUAUAGCCAAAACCAGGAAAGGAAAAGCAGUAAGUUUCCAUCAUUUGCCGGUUAAACAUUUGGAGUGGUGCAAACAGUGGCUGCAGGCUAUCAACCACCCAAAGUUUGGAGAAGGACCGAUAUGGAAAACCUGAAAAACCAGAGGGUUUGCAGUCACCAUUUCAAGCAGGAAGACUAUGAACCCAAUGUACUUGGAAUGAAGAGAACCACUCUGAAGGACACCGCAAUUCCGUCGAUAUUCACCUUCCCAGAUGACGAACAGCCGGGGCCAUCUGUUAGUAAACGCAUUCGCCUAGAGGACAAGCACGGUUCAACCAAGUCUUCUGCAAGAGAUCCAAGCAGUGGGUCAUGAAGAAAAUCUUCACACCACACAUCACCCAGUUAAUAGACUUACUCAUCCAGAGGGUCAUGGACAGAAGACGCAACCCAAACAGUCUGUUCAAGUUGCCAACCUCCUCACUUGCCCUGCCACAGCCUGCGCUGCCACCCAACAUUGCACCCGUGCCUAAACCAUCAAAGGAGGCUGCCACGACUUCUUUCCAAAGCCGCUUCUGAGACAAACACUUUCCAGUAGCACCUUCUCAUUCAUGGCACCUACCUCAAAUUCCCUCAGCUACUACUUCCCUGAGUCCUCUAGCUGUGUCAAAUCGGAUUCUGCCACCGCUGUUUAUAUUUCAUUAUUUAUUUGUUGCUUGCUUUGUUUUUAUAUUGUGCAGGACAUUUUUAGAUGUAUCUCCUUGUUUAUUUUAAUGUGUACCCUUGACUAUGGUGGCACAAUGUUUUUCCUUUGUGAUGUAAUAAAAAAACAUUUCUUCA
This is a messenger RNA of Sander lucioperca (pikeperch), 1056 nucleotides long. RefSeq names its product THAP domain-containing protein 5-like. The transcript is spliced from 2 exons. The record is from RefSeq and is a predicted model, not a curated record. Lineage: Eukaryota; Metazoa; Chordata; Actinopteri; Perciformes; Percidae. Bases 362 to 592 code for a protein of 76 amino acids.